Molecule: messenger RNA, 10406 nt
Organism: Porites lobata
Lineage: Eukaryota; Metazoa; Cnidaria; Anthozoa; Scleractinia; Poritidae
Source: the annotation of a GenBank genome assembly
AUGGAACCAAGAUCAAGAGAAACUACUCCUAAAAAAGAGGAAUUAGAUUUUAUAGUUGAUGAUGGUUAUAGACAUGAUGUGGAUCCAGAUUAUGUUCCGGAUGAAAAAUAUGUUGUUACAGGAAAAGAGUUUAAAAAACUAACCAGAAAUGCUAAAAAGCUUGGUGCUGAAUCGCUUGAUUAUUCAACCCGAAAAAAUAACAAAUACAUGGCCACACUUCCAGGUGGAAAGAAAGUUCACUUUGGAUCGCCAAAAUAUCCAGACUACACUAUUCACAAAGAUAAAGAAAGAAGAAAUAAAUAUCUUUCUCGAGCUAAAAAGAUAAAAAAUAAACAGGGGGAGUUAACUUAUAAUAAUCCAGAAUCACCUAACUAUUGGUCAAUUAAUUUACUUUGGCCUAAAAAAUGAAAUUGAUUUAUUUUUAAAUUAUAGUUUAAAGAUUAAAUUACUAUUAACAAAAAUGCAGUUGUCCAAAUACGAAAAUAUUACUCAAGAAAAUAUUAUUUUUAAUAAAACAAAAGAGUAUAAAGUCAAAGAUACUAAUAUUAAAUACAAACGUAAUAAAAUUGAAGUCAAUUAUCCAAAUGGUAAAAAAGGACCAUUAGUAGUUGAAACUCCACUUCUUUUUUCUUUUGGAGUAAGUGAAAAUCAAGAUCAAAAAACAGGUAGAUUAAAUGGUUACUCAGUUCCAGUAUGUCUUUGGGAGCGAGAUGGUGUACCGAACACAAAAGAAUUAUCAUUUUUUGAACUUAUAAAUAAUAUUAAUUUAAUAUGUCAAAAACAUUUAGAAGAAGAAUACGGACCAGAUUUAGCAUCAUCUCUGUCUUCUCCAUUUUAUUUUAAAACUAUUACUUACAAUGAUAAGAAAGGAAGAGAGAAAACAAAAAAAGAUGAUUCAUCAGCACCAAUUCUUUAUGCAAAACUUAUCUACUCUGAAAAAUCGAAGAAAAUAUUAUCUUUGUUUAAAGGUAAAGGAGGAAGGGAUUUAAAUCCUUUAAAAUAUCUUAAUCAAUACUGUAAUGUUAAAUUAGCAUUAAUAAUAGAAGGAAUAUUUAUAAGUAAAACUGUGACAUCUUUACAAAUAAAAGUACAUGAGUGUUAUGUUAAAGAAUUAGAACCUAGAAAGAGUUUACUUACGAUUGAAGAAAAAAGUAGUGAUAGUGAUAGUGAUAGUGAUAGUAAAGGUGAAGAGAUAACUGAUAAAUUAGUUGAAGACUUACUUUUAUCUGAUGAAGAAGAAAAUAAGUAAAUAACUAAUUUUUAAUGCAAAUUUUGUAUUAAAAAUCAACCAAAUCCUUCAAACUUACCCAUGAGUUAAAUUUAUCAGGAUAUCCACUCCAUUUCACUAAUGCCAUUUUUUUCUUAUUAUCCCUCCUGAUAAUCUUUUCUAUUCUAAAUGUUUGUUGUUUUGCUUUCUGUAAUUCUUGCUCGUAGAAAGAACCUUUAAUCUCGUCUCCCACUAAAUCCACAAUGUUAUAUGUAAUAGGUUUUGUUGGUAAAACUUUAUCAAUAACAAAUAUCUCCUCUGUCCAGUUUGGUGUGUAACCUUUAUCAAAUACCUUUCUCUUAUACUUAAAAAUUCUAACACGAUCACCAACCACAAAUUUUGGUUUACCAGGUUUCAAGUAAAUAGAAUCGCCAUACAAAUUAGACCAAACUUUACUUUUAUUUUUCUUUUUACUUGCUUCAACAGGAGUCAUUUUUAUACUAGAAUGUCUCGCGUUAUUGUAAUCAUUAACUAGUUUAUCUAACUUAUCCCAGUAAACAGUGUUGUUAUUAACUGUAAACAUUUUCCACAUUCUGUUUUUCAUUGUUUUGUUCCAUCUCUCAACAACACUAGAUUUUUCUUCGUUUUCAGUGUGAUACAAAUUGAUUCCCUCUCUUUUCAAAAAAUCUUUGAAAUGUUUACUAAUAAACUCAGAACCUUUAUCUCUCCAUAACAACCUUGGUUUACGUUUACUUUUGAAUAUGUCCUCAAAUGCUUUACUAACAGUUUCAGUUUUCUUAUCUUUUAAUCCCCUAAUCCAACCAUACUUGCUAAACACAUCAAUAACCAUCAAUAAAUAUUUAAUCCCUUUGUUCCACCUACUAAACUUUUGCAUUUCAACUAAAUCAGCAGCCCAGAUUUCAUCAAUCCCGUUUGAGACUACUAAUCUCUUUUGAAAGUUUCGUGUGAUUGGUUUGUGAAGUUCGUCGGCUAAUUGUUGAGACCAAUCACUACUCAACGCCGACGCGCGUUUUUUUGAAUACCAAGACCAAGUUUUUGUUUUGUAUUCAUAGCUGUUCUAGCCAACCAAUGACCCCAUUGUCUAUUUUUCCAAGGAAUUGCAUCUAGUGAUUUUACCAUUUUUUUAUCUGCAGCAUGUUUGCAUUUUAAUUGUUCACUUUUGGGAAGGUUUCCACAAACUGUGUAAUCUGCAUCAUGUUGCAUACUAACUGCAUCUGUUGGUCCUGUAGGUUGUUGAUAGAUUUCUAAUAUAUUUCCCUCAGAGUCAUGUAUAAGUUGGUCCUCAAGAGGAUUUCCAGGUCCAGUAUAAUUAUGACCUGGUAAAGUUAAUCCUUUAUAAGGUGCAACUUUUAGUAUUUGUUUGUGAAUGUCAACUCCUCGUCCAUCAGUUUUAUAUUUAUUUUUUGGUCUCACUUUUGUUGAUAGUUCAUCCAUAGCUGAUCCAACAGAAUCUUGAAUAAAUGGAGUGAGUUUGUUAAUUCCAUAAUUUACAGCUUUCUUCUGAAUAUCUUUAUUGGACAUUAACUCACUUGCUCCAUAUCGCCCCAUUUCAACUGCUUUCUUACCCAUCCAAGGUAAACCGUAAUGAACAAAACCAUCAACUGCUGUACCAACAAUAGUAUCAAAAACGCCCGCCCCUUUAGACGGGCUGAUUAGUUUUUUGACUUCUUUUUUGUUUUUCUCUUUUUACCACUUCCAGUUUGAGAAGCUGUUCCAGUUUUCACAUAUCUAACGUUUUUAUUUCCACAAACUGCACAUCUACAAAAGAAUUGAGUUCGCCCUCUUUUAUCAGUUUGAUAACCACUUGGCUCUGUGCAAGGAGUUACUCUUUUAUCUACAAUACAAUAUGAUUCUUUCUUUUAAUAUAAUGUUUAGAUAAAAUAUGACUACUAGAUCUAUUUUUGUUAAAAGUGAACUUGACAAUAUAUUAUUUACCCUUGUAAAAAUUUAUUAGCGAUCGCUGUCAAAAUCGCGUAGCGUUUUUGGCCGGAUUUCGCGGCACGAUCGCUGCGUUAUUCGCGGAGCGAUGGGAGCGAUCGCGGCGCGAUCGCUGUCAUCAAUCGCUUAGCGUUUUUGGCCGGAUUUCGCGGCGCGAUGAGAGCGAUCGCUCAGCGAUCGCUGUCGUCGAUCGCUUAGCGUUUUUGGUCGGAUUUCGCGGCGCGAUGAGAGCGAUCGCGCCGCGAUCGCUGUCAUCAAUCGCUUAGCGUUUUUGGCCGGAUUUCGCGGCGCGAUGAGAGCAAUCGCGCCGCGAUCGCUGUCAUUAAUCGCUUAGCGUUUUUGGCCGAAUUUCGCGGCGAGAUGGCAGUGAUCGCUCAGCGAUCGCUGUUGUCGAUCGCUUAGCGUUUUUGGCCGAAGUUCGCGCCGCGAUCGCUGUCAUCGAUCGCAGAUGGUUUUCGGCCGAAUUUCUCGUUGCGAUCACGGUCCGGACGAAAAAGACAUAAAUGAGUAUUUCUUAUCUCAGAAGAAGAGCAGUGAGCUGAAAUUUGUCCUGAAAGUUGCAGUAACAUUUUACUAACUUGUGACAAACGGAGAGCUUCUGAGCUUUGCCGAAAAUCGUGCAUCAUAGAAAAUGAGCGCUUCGUUUGAAAGCCCCUGGUCCGGCCAGUGGUUCCGGCCACUUUGGCUACUUUAAUUGGAAGCCGACAUUAAAAGUGCGUAAAAAGAAACCUUCCAAGCACCAUCUGAUCUAAAUUCCUGUAUAAUUUUUAUAGGCUGCUCACUUAAAAUUCGAAACCAAACUGAGAUUUCUGUGUAAAGAGCUAACGUUUGGUCUCUCGAAGAAACUAAACCGUGAAAAGGUCAAUUCGCCACCAUUUUAAAUGAAUUCAAUCAAAGUUUAGAGGGAAAAAAUAUUUGUCGUCGCUUGUUUACGUCCUCAAGAAACACCUCCCAUCACAAAAUGUUGUCUAAGGGCCUGUUUACAUGGAGUGGGGGACCUCGGUCUAGUGGGGUAAGUUUCUUUUGUUUUCACGCUCUGGGGGACACAAAACAAAAGAAACUUACCCCACUAGACCGGGGUCCCCCACUCGACCGGGGUCCCCCACUCUAUGUAAACAGGGCCUUAGUCAUGCCGCGACCGAAAAGCGUGCGUCAUAAUGCACGUGCAGAGUAAUGUUUUCCUUGUUAGGCCCAUUGCUUGCCAAGUUUUUUGACUUUGCUAAAUGCUACAGCUCCCAAAUGAAAUAUAAGUUUCAUUUUAUGGCCUUCUAUAUCACUGCUUAAUAAAUAAAGUGCAGUGUUACUGGGAAAUUUUCAAACAGGCUUUCCCUUUUCAAUCACUAUUUGGCUAGUUUGGCCGGACCAAGGACAAAAGUACGCAAAAUUUAUUUUGGAAUAUUAUCUAAACUUUGGUUUUAAAAUUCAACCAGUCGACCGAAUUUUUUUUUUUUGCAAGUCGAAAGAACAUUUCUUGUACGCCGUGUACACCAAAAAUUAGCUUUCUUAACACUUAAUUGCAUAUACCUGAACUAAAAAUGCAUCCAAGUAAUUUAAGGCGCCAUAAAAAAAGCAAAAAUAACAGAACAAAAUUCACCUACGACAAUCGAGCUUCAGAAGGCAAACAGAUCAAUAAAAAAUCGGAAAGUUUCGUUUGUAGUUUAACCUUAUUUUCUUCCCGAAAAUUACGUACAUCACAAAUUAAAACGGGCCGGAACUUAUCCGAACUUAUACGAACUUAUCUAGGAAAGAUCGAAGCUACUCAGUCUGCAAGCAGGGUAGUAUAAAUCAUGUCAAGAUAAAGCUAAAUUUUCAACUUAAACGGGUCUAAAUAGGGAAUGAAUUUUCAAAAGAAAGGUCUUAUGUGAGAGUUCAGUGAAUCGUUUUUUUUAUUUUUAGCUAAGUGUGAGCAGAGUAAAACGUUUUAUAUCCUGAAGUAUUGAGAUAAUGAAACCGCCUAUAUGCAUUGAUUUCUUUUCUUUUGAUCCACUUGUCCAUGUCUUCAGAUAGGUUCAUCCUAUUAGGGAUAAAAAUAUUUUUUCUUUUUUCCUCACGCUAAUGAUAUGUUUCAUGUUCAUUUACCGUGCUUAAAUAUUCUCACUGAAAUUCUCCAUACUUCUUUAUUAAGCCAAUUUAAUGUGACGUCCCACAUGUUUUGUCUUCAGCCUAAACGUUAACUUUGAAAUUUACACAAUGUACAAACUGAGUACUCACAACUGUUGUCUUUGCCAGAUUAAUUGUUGCUGCAGAAUAUUCAAGAGGCCAUCAUGGUUCUUGGUAUAUUGCCAUGUUUAUGCCCCACAGUACGUCCAGAGCGGUUUUUCUGUUGAGAAAUUAAAACCAGUUAACCAAGAGAGUUAUUCCCGAAAUCAGAGUAUUGAUAUAUUCAAAUCAAGACAAAUCACUGAGUUGUCCAGCUCAAGUAGCUUAAGACUUACACCCCUCGAAGGAUAUAAAAAAAAUGAGGUAAAAAACGAAGGCUCCAAAAUCAGAAGUUUUGCUUUCUCGAACUAUUAAAAGGUAGCUCGAAUUUUUUUAGCUUUUGUUUGUUUGAGAAGCCUAAUAAAAAGGCUAACCUUAAUUGUGUUAUAAACUAUGAAAAGUGCCGGAAAGGAUAAAAUCGGCAACACCGAAUGAAUAUCAAGCUUAACCUUAAUUAGGUUUAAAAUUAAACUUAGUGAUAAUAAGAAGUGAGUAGACUUACCUUUUUAAGUACGUUUCUUUGUUUGAACUUUCAACAUGUCAAAAGAAUCAUUAAGAAAAAUUUUCCAAUGUUUAAACAGCAAUAAACGGCCAUUGCUAAUUGCAUGACAAGUGAAAUUGAGAGCAAUUUUUUUUUUCAAGGUGCGCGUCAGCCUUGAAUCUUGGCCACCCGCGUCGCAGUGGCGGGAAAUCGGAUUUUGGAAUCCAGUCCCCAAGGGCGCGAUCCAUUCAACCGAAAUUUCCCGAAUAUUUCGGUCCAAAACUCAAUGGAUCGGUUCGGUCCAACCGGAAAAGUUUCGAAAAAACGGGUCCACCUUUUUAGGUGGACCAAUUUUCCCGGUCGGACCGGUUGGAAUUUUGGUUGAAUGGAUCGCACCCCAAUACUCUGGAUUAAACCGUCACGUACAUGCAGGAUUCAUUUCUGUUAUUAAGGACCAUUAAGUAAAAAUCAUGUUGAUUACAUCCUUAUAUACAGCAGUUUAAGGCCUGGAGCGUAACAGAAAUUCAUCCUUGGGCUUAAAAUGACUCAAUAAGAGGUGAGCGAGAAAAGGUUUCCUAGCUUUUUGCUAAUGUAACUCUGGUCAAAAACACAAGGAAAACCGUGCCUUCUCUAGAAACCGAUAAAGUUCUAACAAACUGAAAAUGACUGUUAUUAUAAGCUCAUAGUUUUUCCGAAUGUUCGACCUCCCCGAUAUUGAUAUAUUUCUGUAGUCUUUUAGUUACUUAACUUUCCUGUGUUUUAUUAUAAUAUUAUUACUAUUUUGCCUGCCCUAAUAAUUUUCACAAUCGCAAGUUUUGAAGAACAACAUAAUGGAAUAUAAAAAUAAAAUAAUAUGCCCGGCAGCCGGGAAGGGUCUAAGCUGCACGGCAGUCAGAAUGUUUUUUUGAUUUUCUUCAAAAUCCCUUUUUCUAAGUAUAAUCGUUUGAAAGUAUUAUAUCUUCGUUUAGAAUUACCAAGGGAUUAGGAAAACAGUAAUGGCUUAGCAGUAGAGAGGUUGUGGUUUCUUGCGCAUAGAGCCUGAGAGUCGACGCCGUUUCAACACUUAGAAACAUUCGAGACUCACGAGCACGUUUUCGCACAGGCAGUAAAUAUCCGGCAGUUUGAAAGCCAUCUGGAAAGUUAGAAAGCCUGUUAGUAAGCCAAAGGAUGCAUACUAGCCUCGAUUAUUUUUCCAAAGCAACAACGAAAAUAUUAAGUGCUUUCAUUAUGAAACCUUAGAGUCAAUGCACUGUGUGAAUCAACUAACGUGUGAAAAAAAAGGGCGCAAAGGCAAACGCAGUGCGAAUUACGGCCCAUAACCAAACGGGAAAGGCGGUCCCUGAUAACACCAAAUUAAAUUUAGCCAGUUAUACAAAAAAAAAAACUAACGAGUCACGAACGAUAAGGAAUAACAAGACGAGCUAGUAACCAGACUAAAAGGGGCGUAAAAGACGUGAGAGCUCAAACAGAAUAAUAACCAUACGACUAACUUAUAACAGAAAUCGCGACGAUAACUGUGAUCCUCGGUUAUCUCCUUCGCGAUAAUGGCACUGAGAUUGCGGACGCGAACUUAAUUAGAAUUGAUCGUGAUCACCACUUGGCGAUCGCGAUUACUGCACCACGAUCGAGAGCAAUAUGGCACUCGAAGAUCGCCGAUUACAACUUAACUAAAUGGCACCGCGAUCGCAAUCACCGCUUCGCAGUAAGUACAAUGCCCCUGCGAUCGCGAUUACCAAACCGGGAUCGUAGUCCUGACAUAUAAAUCACGGAUUUGACUUUACUAAAUCAAGCCGCGAUCGUGAUCACCACGCCGCGGUAAGUACAAUGUCGCGGCCAUCGCGGAUACUGUUUUUCAAAAUCGCACGACCCCAUAAGCUGCUUAGCGUUUAAUAUCAUCGAGCUAAAAUAAAAACUGUCUGUCUUCGCGAUCGCAAUCAUCUUCUUGCGAUCACGAUCAUUCCGCUGAGAUCGCUAUAACUUCGCCACGAUCGCUCUAUCUUCACCAUCCUGACCCUGAGAUCGCGGAUAAUAUUUUUCUGAAUCGCGCCGCGAUCGUAAUCUUCUUCCUGCGAUCACGAUCAUUGGGCUGAGAUUGUUAUGACUUCGCCGCGAUCGCGAUUUCAUCGCCAGCAUCGCAAUCCUAACCUUGGGAUCGCAGAUACGAUUUUUCAAAAUUUCGCCGCGAUCGCGAUCAUCUUCCCGCGAUCACGAUCAUCACGUUGAGAUCGCUACAACUUCGCCGCGAUCGCUCUAUCUUCUCCGCGAUCGCGUUCACCACGCAGCGAUAAGUACAAUACCGCUGCGAUCGCGAUUUCAUCGCCAGGAUCGCAAUCCUGACCCUGAGAUCGCGGAUAAUAUUUUUCUGAAUCGCGCCGCGAUCGUAAUCUUCGUCCUGCGAUCACGAUCAUCUGGCUGAGAUCGUUAUAACUUCGCCGCGAUCGCGAUUUCAUCGCCAGCAUCGCAAUCCUGACCUUGGGAUCGCAGAUACGAUUUUUCAAAAUUUCGCCGCGAUCGCGAUCAUGUCCCGCGAUCACGAUCAUCGCGUUGAGAUCGCUAUAACUUCGCCGCGAUCGCGAUCACCAGGCCGCGAUCGCGAUCACUACGCCGCGAUCGCGAUCAUCACGUCGCUAUUGCAAGCGCGAUUUACUUCAAUUGCAUCGCGAUCGCUGAUAUCGCGCCGCGAUCAAAAUCAUCGCGCCGCGAUCGCGAUCACCGCGUCGCGAUCGCGAUCGCGAUCAUCACGUCGCGAUCAUCACGUCGCGAUAGCGAUCACCGCGCCGCGAUCGCUAUAACCUCGCCGCGAUCGCGAUCACCGCGUCGCUAUCGCGGGCGCGAUUAAUCUAAAUCGCGCCGCGAUAUGCACAAUCGCGCCGCGAUCGCUGCCAUCGCUCCGCGAUCGCGGUCAUCGCGGCGCGAUCGCUAAUAAAUUUUUACAAGGGUAUAAUAAUUUAAAAAUGAGUUAUGAAAGUACUACAUAUUAUAGAAUGGAAAAUGAUACUCGAUUUUUAAAAAUAUUUGAGUUGAUUAUGGAAUUAAAAGAGAAAACAAUUACACUUAAUAAUAUUAUAAAAGGUAAUUAUCUGUUUAUAUAGUAAAAUGGAAGCUAAAUUCUUUUCUGAAAUAGAAAAAAAGAUGGAUGUUAAAACAAUAAAAGAUUUUGAAAAGGAAGUAAGGAAAAAAUAUAUAAUGAGUUAGAGACACUUAGAAAGGAAAAUGAUGAUCUUUCUAGAGUACUAAUGGUUAAUGAAUGUGAGAUGUGGAAAAAAAUAAGAAAUGAGGGGUAUUCUUGGUUGAAUUUAAAUAUUGAUAAAAAGAAGAAAGUUUAUCGUCUUAUUGACAUUUACUCAAAUUUUGUUGCCUUAGUUGAUAGUGUUAAAGAUCUAAAUACAAAAGUUGAAAAGGUUAAACAGCUAAAGAAUACACCGGUGGAUAGUGAAUAAAAAAAAUAUUAUAAUAAAGAAAAUGGAUGAGUUAUGUAAUCAGGCUAAAUUAAAAGAGAAACGUAAUGAAGUUAUGACACAAAUUGAAAACAAUUUAAUAGAUCUUAUAAGAAAAGAUAUAUCAAUAUUGGAAGCAAUUAAAGAUUAUAUUGAUGAUGAUGAAAAUGAAAUUAAAUAUGAAAGAGAAUCUUAUACAUUACCUUCUCUUAUUAAUAUUUAUUGUAAUUUGGUUGAUAUUGAUGGUAGUCUUAAUAAUAUUAAAGUUAGUAACUUUUGUUAUAAAGUUUAUGAAGAAUUUUAAAAAUAAUAUUUAAUAAAUAUUAUUUUUAUCCUCCAAAGUAUGCUUUGAUAAAAUCACUGUUGUCAUCAUCAAAAUGUGGGUUAUGUAUUACAUCUAGAAUACUACUACCACGUCGUCUCUCAAAUAAAUAGUAUAAACACCAAUAUCCACAUAGAACAGUUUUUCGAUUUUGUAUUUCAUCCAUUGAGUAAAAUAUACGUUUUCCAGAAGUAUGAAAAUACUUUAAUGCUUCAUUUGGCAUUAUCAGUCCAAAUGGAUCAAAGUACUCAACUAUAUUGUCUAUAUUUCUAUAACAAACCCAAUGUGUUCCAGGGCCAGUCAUGUCAUUGAGAUUUAUUAUUCCACAUUCUUUACGCAACUUAUUAGGAAGACCAUCACGACUAUAUACUCCUCUAAAAUGUUUAAUACCAAGUCUUUUUAUCCAUUUCAUAAGGUCAAAGUUGGACAGUGGUUUAAUUACAAAAUGGUUCCUAGAAUGGGGAUUGAGUUGAAAGGGCUGUUUUUUCCUAGAAGAAGACCUUUUCCUUUGGAUUUGGUCUUUUUUUUUUAACUCCCAUUCCUAUUGGGUUUUCCCAUGUACCAAUAAAGGGUGGUGGAAAGUGAUAAGGAUAACCCUCACCAUGUGUGGAUGGAGGAGGACGUGGAACGUAAACAUUUGCUGUAUUUGAUGAUCCACGCCUAUCAACCUGAAGUCCCCCACCAAACAUCUUAGAUACCAGACUAAUUGCCAUUGGAAUUCCAAUAGAUGCAAGAGUUCCAAGAAAUCCUCCUUCUAUCUGUUUACGAGUUGGUUUGAUAACCAAUCGCCCACCUGAUUGA